Messenger RNA from Charadrius vociferus (killdeer), 1065 nucleotides. RefSeq names its product dimethylaniline monooxygenase [N-oxide-forming] 5-like. Gene Ontology annotation, molecular function: NADP binding; N,N-dimethylaniline monooxygenase activity; flavin adenine dinucleotide binding. Bases 1 to 1065 code for a protein of 354 amino acids. The transcript has 6 exons. The record is from RefSeq and is a predicted model, not a curated record. NCBI's taxonomy places the organism in Eukaryota, Metazoa, Chordata, Aves, Charadriiformes, Charadriidae.
AUGGCGAAGAGGGUGGCCAUCAUCGGAGGGGGCAGCAGUGGGCUGUGCGCCAUCAAAGCCUGCCUGCAAGAGGGGCUGGAGCCCGUCUGCUUUGAGAGGACCGGGGACAUCGGAGGGCUCUGGAGGUUUGAGACCAGCGUGUGCCGUGUGGCCAAGCGCCCCGACUUUGCCGCCACGGGCCAGUGGGAGGUGGUGACAGAGAGCGAGGGGAAGCAGGAGACGGCCGUCUUCAAUGCUGUGCUGGUGUGCACCGGGCACCACACUGAGGCACACCUCCCACUAAGCACCUUCCCAGGCAUUGAGAAGUUCAAGGGCCGCUACCUCCACAGCCGAAACUACAAAGAUCCCCGAGAUUUCAUGGACAAGAGGGUCGUCGUCAUCGGGAUUGGGAAUUCGGGGUCAGACCUGGCUGUGGAGAUCAGUCAAACAGCCAAGCAGGUCUUCCUUAGCACUCGCCGGGGUGCAUGGAUCCUCAACCGUGUUGGAGAUCAGGGCUACCCCAUCGACAUCAUCCUCACUACCCGCAUGAAGACAUUCCUGAAGGAGCUGCUGAGCUCAUCCAUGGUGAGCAACUUCGCAGAGAAGCAGCUGAAUGCGAGGUUUGACCACUCACACUACGGCCUGAAGCCAAAGCACAGGAUCCUUGACCAGCACCCGACUGUCAACGAUGACCUGCCCAACCGCAUCAUUUCGGGCAGGGUGCGGGUGAAGCCAAAUGUCCAGGAGUUCACGGAGACGUCUGCCAUCUUUGAGGAUGGCACCAGGGAAGAUAUCGAUGCUGUGGUCUUCGCCACUGGAUACAGCUUCUCCUUCCCCUUCCUCGAAGGCUGCGUGAAGGUGGUGGAGAACCAGAUCCCCCUCUAUAAAUUCAUGUUCCCCCCCGACCUGGAGAAGCCAACACUGGCUUUCAUUGGCCUCAUCCAGCCCCUGGGCGCCAUCAUGCCCAUCUCCGAGCUCCAGUGUCGCUGGGCCACCCGUGUCUUCAAGGGGCUGAACAAGCUGCCCCCACGGCAUGACAUGGAAGCUGACAUAGAGGAGAAGAGAGAAGCGAUGGCAAAGCGGUAA